AUGGCAAGAACUCAGCAUUUUCCAGUGCAAGCAAAAAUCCCAAUCUACUCGGUCGGCUUUCUACAGGAUGAUGUGAUUGUGUACUCGGGUGGUGGUGGUGCUGGUCGGUCUGGAGUCACCAACGCCGUCGUGGCUGCCCGCAUAGACCUUUCCGCACAAACCAUCCACAAACUCGACGAGCUCGGAUUGUCUAGAGACGAGGAUGCUCCAAUGGCCAUGUCAGUCAACCUUUCCAAGUCACAACUCGUCUGCGGCAUCAAUGAUACAGCGGAUAACAUCAGGAACGGCAACAACCAGCCUGUCCGCAUCUUCGACUACUCUUUGCAAGCUGUCGAGGCCAAUGGAGAGAUACGCACCACUUCUUCGGAAAAGGGCAAGGCCAAGGAAGAGACGACCGAGCAAGGCCCACAGGUCAAGUUGCACUUUGUCAGAGCCCUCUCUUCUCUCAACAUCCAAGACCCGGAGCAAUAUCUCAAAGUUGUCACCUUCAGUCCCAAUGGCCACAUGCUUGCCAUCGCCAGCACUGACGGUCAGGUUGCACUUCACCGAUACCCUUCUCUUACCCCCGUCUGGAAUGACGUAGGCGAACCUUCAUCCUCUGCUAUCACUGCUGCUGAAGCUAAAGACACCUCCGUCUCCAUCCCUUCCCAUGACUUUGACAAGAGCGAGAUCUACGAUGCCGACUUUUCUCACUCCAAUACCCACCUCGUUUUCACGUCUUCCUCCAAACUCGUCGUAUACUCGACAGAUCCUUUCUCAGAGUCCAGCUCCGAUCAGGUGAUAGCCGACGGAGACGCCGCCAACGCAUCAGCCGAGGGUUUCGCACAGACCAUCCAGACCAUUAAGAACCCCGCGCUUGGCGGUAAAGGUCCUUGCUCUUUCCGUGCUGCUCGAUUCGGUCGUGGCGAGGCAAGCAAAGAGAAGCUCUUCACCGUCGUCAACGCUGCUCCCGUAGGUGGCAAGGGCCCAAAAGCCAAGAUUCGCAAGAGCUUUGUGACCGCUUGGGACGCCGACACGUGGGAUCUCAUCGAAACUCGCCACGUCUCGGAUCGACCCGUCACCGUCUUUGACGUCUCUCCUGAUGGCAAGUUCCUCGCCUACGGCUCGUCCGAUCUCUCCAUCGGUGUCUUGGAUGCAAAGACCCUGCGUCCCGUGCUCAAGAUUCUUCAUGCCCACGACUUCCCACCCACAUGCCUCAAGUUCAACCCGGCUUCGAACCUGCUCGUAUCUGCGAGUGCAGAUAAUACCCUUCGCGUCAUCCCCAUCCCGGCAAAGGCGUUGUUAGAGUCAGCCUCGAGCGGUGGAGGUGCGCUGGCGUUCAUCUCGGAGACAAGGAUGGGCUUCUAUACCACCAUCAUUUUCUCGCUACUCAUCGCUGCAUUGGCGCUUUGGAUUCAGAGGAACUAUCUCAUCAAGUAG
This is a messenger RNA of Ustilago hordei, 1419 nucleotides long. RefSeq lists its product as uncharacterized. The record is from RefSeq and is a predicted model, not a curated record. Gene Ontology annotation, biological process: protein secretion. Gene Ontology annotation, molecular function: GTPase activator activity; protein binding; guanyl-nucleotide exchange factor activity. Gene Ontology annotation, cellular component: endoplasmic reticulum membrane. NCBI's taxonomy places the organism in Eukaryota, Fungi, Basidiomycota, Ustilaginomycetes, Ustilaginales, Ustilaginaceae. The transcript has a single exon. The coding region runs from base 1 to 1419 and encodes 472 amino acids.